Molecule: messenger RNA, 1959 nt
Organism: Anopheles marshallii
Lineage: Eukaryota; Metazoa; Arthropoda; Insecta; Diptera; Culicidae
Product: SET and MYND domain-containing protein 4-like
Exons: 4
Coding region: 1-1959 (652 amino acids)
Molecular function (GO): protein binding
Source: RefSeq, a predicted model, not a curated record
AUGGAGAUUUAUCACAAAGACGGAACAUUUCCUAGAUAUUGUGAUGCGGUUCGCAAAUCGCUCGACGAUAAUCAUUUCAACCAAUUCGUCCGGCUGACCAGCAAUGAAGAACGAUUCCGGUUUGUGAGUGGAUUAGGUUCGAUCGUAGACGAGUUGCGGCUGAAACGAGAAUUCAAUGGAAAGGGCAUGGAACAGGCAACCGCAUUAAAAACGCUGGGUAAUAAGGCGUUUCAGGCGGAGCGAUGGAACGAGGCUCUCGUUUUCUACAAUAAGUGCUAUUUGUUCACGCCGCAGGAAAACGUUCAAGAAAAAGCCAUAAUACUGGCGAAUAGAAGUGCCGCUUUGUACCAUCUGGAAAAGUAUGAUCUUGCACUAAGGGAUAUUCAACGUGCCUUAGCUCAUCACUACCCCAAUCAGAUGCUGUACAAACUAACGGAAAGGAAGGCACGCUGCUAUUUGGCGAAAAAGGAUUACGAGGCGGCAUUACAAUGCUUCAAAGCAACGGUGACAGCACUGGAUGAUUCUAAUCUCCCCCUGGAACGUAGACAAAAGUUAGAACGCGACGCUCAGAUCAUGAUUAAUCUGUUGCCCAAGAACAUCGAGUCAGAAAAGAAGAAUAAGAAAAAGACCUCAUCCAAAGCGGACCAACAAGCGGGGUCAGUCGUUAAAAUUCCGGAUCAGUUCCUUGAGAAAGCACUCUGGUUCGAUGAGACAAAAGACGAAGGUCGUUUCGCUCGUACCAAAAGUGAUCUAAAACCAAACACGAUUCUGCUACUAGAACGACCGCACGUGUCAGCUUUACUGGAGGAUUACAGUUUAGAUCACUGUACGCAUUGCUUCAAGCGUGUUUCGGUACCGAUCGCAUGUCCGUUGUGUGCUGAUGUGGUGUUCUGUUCAGACGAGUGCGAGGCAAAAGCGAACGCUUCCUAUCACCGUUACGAGUGCGGUUUCCUUCCAAUUCUGUGGGGUUCCGGUGCAUCCAUCACGUGUCACAUGGCACUGCGCAUGGUCGCGCAAAAGUCAGAGGAUUAUUUCAUUAAAUUGAAGCCGGAAUUAGCGAGAUUGACUAACGAGCAGAUUGAUAAGCUGCCUGUUGAUGACUACCGCAAGGUGUACAAACUGGUUACCCAUGAGUCAACGCGUUCUCCGGAGGAUUUAUUCCAGCGCACGCUUAUGGCGACACUUUUGAAUGCGUGUCUCAUACUAGGUAAUUACGGAAACAGCCCGCAGGAACAAAAUUUCAUCGGCGGUCUGCUGGUGCACAAUCUGCAGUUGCUGCAAUUCAAUGCUCACGAGGUGUCCGAGAUGAUACGCGAAACACCGGCCGAUGUAGGCAAGUCCACUUUCAUUGGUGGUGGUCUCUAUCCUACACUGGCACUGUUCAAUCAUUCUUGUGACCCGGGUGUCACUCGUUACUACCGAGGCAACCAGGUGUGUGUGCGCACAGUAAAAACCAUCGCUGCCGACUCGAUGGUGGCCGAAAACUAUGGCCCACUUUUUACGCAAGUUCGUCGUGAUGAACGACGGGAUACGCUUCUCAAUCAGUACCGAUUUACAUGUCAGUGUAUGCCGUGCAUUGAGAAUUGGCCUCUCUUUACCGAGAUGGACCCGGGAGUUAUCCGAUUCCGUUGUGAUGGAGGCAAGAUCUGCUCGAACGUACUGAUCAUCCCGGCGGAAGUUAACGAUUUCAUGGUAAAGUGCACAGAAUGCGGCGAGCAUACCAACAUCAUGAAGGGGUUAAAAUCGUUGCAAGACACUGAUAUGCUUUUCAAAUCGGCCACCCGUUUGCACGCAGCCGGUGAGUACGAAGCAGCGUUGCGAAACUACAUCGAAAUGAUGGAAACAAUGAGCGAGGUGUUGGUUCCACCGUACCGGGACUACCAUCUCUGUCAGCAGGGACUGCGCGGUUGCAUGUUGGAGUUCGGUAACCGUUACACUAAAGCGGUAGCAAAAAAGUGA